AUGGAAAUCGCAUUAAUUGCCUGGUCGGAUUCCAAUGCUAUUUUUAAUCAAGGUUUAAUUGAUAAUUGUCAACGAGAUAUUAAUAAAUAUUGUCAAUCAGAAAUAUAUGAUAAAGAUUCCAAUGAAGAUGAUGCCGACGGUAAUGAUAAUGAUACAGAAAUAAGUGAUCGUACGGAUAAUGAUAAUAAUAAUGAUGGUGAUGAAGUAACUGAUAGUGAUAUGGGUGGUGGAAUUAUACAGUGUUUACGUUCAAAAUAUACUGAUACAUCAAUUACAUUAGAAUCUCAAUGUGUAUUAGAAUUAAUUGAUGUUAUACAAACAUCAAAACUUGAUGUUAGACUUGAUAUUAAACUUUAUAAAAGUUGUCGACGAUUACUUAUAAGUGAAUAUAUCGAUAUGGAUCAAGAAGAUUGUUUAAAAUUACUUUAUCAAAAAAAUAAAAUUAAUGAUGAUAAUUAUAAAGAACAAAUUAAACGUAUUAUAAGAGAAGGACAAGCUGAUAUACAUGUUGAUCGUGCUUUAGCAUUUGCAUGUCAAGCUGAUGUUUUGAAAUAUUGUAAUGAUAUUCCUAUAGGUAAGAAAAUAAAAAUUAAGAUUAAUAAUAAUAAAAAAAUUAAUGAUUUAUUAGGAA
Rotaria sordida is the source of this 631-nucleotide messenger RNA. The record is from the annotation of a GenBank genome assembly. NCBI's taxonomy places the organism in Eukaryota, Metazoa, Rotifera, Eurotatoria, Philodinida, Philodinidae.